UCAUAAACACCGCUAUUUAUACAAUAUUUAUACAAUCUUAUUUUAAACCUAACCACACUGCCAACCGUAUGCCUAACAUUAAAUUAAGACCCAAAAUAAAUGUUUUGUUUUCAUGAAUCUUUACCAUAGCCAAUUCUGACUCUGUCGCUGUGGUAACUAGUGGAAACCCCUAAAUCAUACGGAAAAGGAACGCUAUCGCCAGUGAAGCUGGCCUGCUUGGUGAAUGGUGGGGUUGUGAGGACCUGGACUACAAGGAAGGCACAGGGGACAGGCUGGGAAGCACUGAAACAACCAUCAUGCUCAGGAACUGCACUGUCAGUGUUAAGGACAUUACUGCAAGGCUGUUAAGUGCUCACUGACUAGCUGACCUCUUAUAGUGAGUGCCCUUAUCCCCUACUUUUCAACUUCCCUUCAUAGGGCACGAGUCGACACACUAACAAAUGCAGUAAGAGUAAAAUUAUUUUUACCCACAAACAGACACUCUUGAAUUGCAAACCAUGGUGGAUAACCGCUAUGCUACGGCCCUGGUCAUUGGCUCUGUUCUGAGUCUGCUGGCCACAGUCUAUCUCUCUGUUGCCGUGGGAACACAGCACUGGUACCAGUACCGAAGUCCGCCCGGCAACCAUGAGGCCAGCAACGCUUCGGAGCUGUGCGAGGACUUCAUCAACGGGGAGUUUGAUGAAAAGGCUUACAGCGACACUCUGUUCCGCCUCAACGGCACACUGGGGCUGUGGUGGAGGUGUGUGCAGGCGCCCGGCCAGUCGCACUGGUUCAAAGAGCCUGAUCCUAAGAUGGUGACACAGUGUGUGAGCUUCACUCUGCCUCAGCAGUUUUUACCCAAGUACAAAGAACCGGGGAAUCACAACACUGGGGAGGACCUGCUUCGGACAUACCUGUGGAGGUGCCAGUUCCUGCUGCCUCUGGUGUCCCUAGCCUUUGUUUUCCUCAGCGGACUCAUCGGCGUUUGCGCCUGCCUCUGCCGCAGCAUCACCCCCACCCUGGGCGUUGGAGUGCUCCACCUGCUGGCAGGUCUGUGUUCCCUGGGCACAGUUUGCUGCUUCCUGGCUGGCAUGGACCUUCUCCACAGGGUCUCGGUGCUUCCCGACGGUGUGGACGGCUCCCUGGGCUGGUCCCUGUACCUGGCCCUCAUCUCCUCGCCACUGGAGAUGAUGGCGGCCGCCCUCUUCCUGUGGGCCGCCCGGAGCCACCGCCAGAACUACACCCGCAUGACGGCCUACCGGGUGGCCUAAACAGACUGGGUUUCUUUUAUACGUCAGGGUUGCACUCAGUAAGAGCAUAACGUUUUGAAAUGGAAGACGUGGAGUGUUUCCAGUAACAUACAGACUCCAAUUUGUAGAAGGUGAGAUUGCUUCUAUGAAAUGGCAACAUUUCAAAACAUUUUACAAACGGCAUGUUUAACUGAAUGUGACCCUAAGCUAAUCAUAAAUGGCAGUCCACACAAUGAUCUAUACUCCUGAGGGGUAUCCUACGAAGCAGGUUUGAGUAAUUAGCAAGGUCAACUUCGAGUUCAAUUCGGGGCACCAGUCAUACGAAAGUGGCUCACCUUUUAGCCAAGUACAUUUCUAUGGCAACGAGUCCAUCAGAACUAACCUGCUCCGGGGCAGGCUAACUUGCAACUAACUCCACUUACCCUGAAUUAUUUUUAUUUUACCUUUAUUUAACUAGGCAAGUCAGUUAAUGCGAUGAAAGAAACAUACAGGAACUCAAAUCCUUCUGUUCACCUGAUUUAGAAUUCCUCACAAUCAAAUGUAGACCGCAUUAUCUACCAAGAGAAUUCUCUUCGAUUAUAAUCACAGCCGCAUAUAUCCCCCCCAAGCAGACACAUCGAUGGCUCUGAACGAAUUUUAUUUAACUCUUUGCAAACUGGAAACCAUUUAUCCGGAGGCUGCAUUCAUUGUAGCUGGGGAUUUUAACAAGGCUAAUCUGAAAACAAGACUCCCUAAAUUUUAUCAGCAUAUCGAUUGCGCAACCAGGGGUGGAAAAACCUUGGAUCACUGUUACUCUAACUUCCGCGACGCAUAUAAGGCCCUGCCCCGCCCCCCUUUUGGAAAAGCUGACCACGACUCCAUUUUGCUGAUCCCUGCCUACAGACAGAAACUGAAACAAGAAGCUCCCACGCUGAGGUCUGUCCAACGCUGGUCCGACCAAGCUGACUCCACACUCCAAGACUGCUUCCAUCACGUGGACUGGGACAUGUUUCGUAUUGCGUCAGAUAACAACAUUGACGAAUACGCUGAUUUGGUGUGCGAGUUCAUAAGAACAUGCGUUGAAGAUGUCGUUCCCAUAGCAACGAUUAAAUCAUUCCCUAACCAGAAACCAUGGAUUGAUGGCAGCAUUCGCGUGAAACUGAAAGUGCGAACCACUGCUUUUAAUCAGGGCAAGGUGUCUGGUAACAUGACCGAGUACAAACAGUGCAGCUAUUCCCUCCGCAAGGCUAUCAAACAAGCUAAGCGUCAGUACAGAGACAAAGUAGAAUCUCAAUUCAACAGCUCAGACACAAGAGGCAUGUGGCAGGGUCUACAGUCAAUCACAGACUACAGGAAGAAAUCCAGCCCAGUCACGGACCAGGAUGUUUUGCUCCCAGGCAGACUAAAUAACGUUUUUGCCUGCUUUGAGGACAAUACAGUGCCACUGACACGGCCUGCAACGGAAACAUGCGGUCUCUCCUUCACUGCAGCCGAGGUGAGUAAAACAUUUAAACGUGUUAACCCUCGCAAGGCUGCAGGCCCAGACGGCAUCCCCAGCCACGCCCUCAGAACAUGCGCAGACCAGCUGGCUGGUGUGUUUACGGAUAUAUUCAAUCAAUCCCUAUACCAGUCUGCUGUUCCCACAUGCUUCAAGAGGGCCACCAUUGUUCCUGUUCCCAAGAAAGCUAAGGUAACUGAGCUAAACGACUACCCCCCCGUAGCACUCACUUCCGUCAUCAUGAAGUGCUUUGAGAGACUAGUCAAGGACCAUAUCACCUCCACCCUACCUGACACCCUAGACCCACUCCAAUUUGCUUACCGCCCAAAUAGGUCCACAGACGAUGCAAUCUCAACCACACUGCACACUGCCCUAACCCAUCUGGACAAGAGGAAUACCUAUGUGAGAAUGCUGUUCAUCGACUACAGCUCGGCAUUCAACACCAUAGUACCCUCCAAGCCCUCCAAGACGAUGCAAUCUCAACCACACUGCACACUGCCCUAACCCAUCUGGACAAGAGGAAUACCUAUGUGAGAAUGCUGUUCAUCGACUACAGCUCGGCAUUCAACACCAUAGUACCCUCCAAGCUGGGUCUCGACCCCGCCCUGUGCAACUGGGUACUGGACUUCCUGACGGGCCGCCCCCAGGUGGUGAGGGUAGGUAACAUCUCCUCCCCGCUGAUCCUCAACUCAAUCAUCAAGUUUGCGGACGACACAACAGUGGUAGGCUUGAUUACCAACAACGACGAGACGGCCUACAGGGAGGAGGUGAGGGCCCUCGGAGUGUGGUGUCAGGAAAAUAACCUCACACUCAACGUCAACAAAACUAAGGAGAUGAUUGUGGACUUCAGGAAACAGCAGAGGGAACACCCCCCUAUCCACAUCGAUGGAACAGUAGUGGAGAGGGUAGCAAGUUUUAAGUUCCUCGGCAUACACAUCACAGACAAACUGAAUUGGUCCACUCACACAGACAGCAUCGUGAAGAAGGCGCAGCAGCGCCUCUUCAACCUCAGGAGGCUGAAGAAAUUCUGCUUGUCACCAAAAGCACUCACAAACUUCUACAGAUGCACAAUCGAGAGCAUCCUGGCGGGCUGUAUCACCGCCUGGUACGGCAACUGCUCCGCCCUCAACCGUAAGGCUCUCCAGAGGGUAGUGAGGUCUGCACAACGCAUCAUCGGGGGCAAACUACCUGCCCUCCAGGACACCUACACCACCCGAUGUUACAGGAAGGCCAUAAAGAUCAUCAAGGACAUCAACCACCCGAGCCGCUGCCUGUUCACCCCGCUAUCAUCCAGAAGGCGAGGUCAGUACAGGUGCAUCAAAGCUGAGACUGAAAAACAGCUUCUAUCUCAAGGCCAUCAGACUGUUAAACAGCCACCACUAACAUUGAGUGGCUGCUGCCAACACACUGACACUGACUCAACUCCAGCCACUUUAAUAAUGGGAAUUGAUGUAAAUAUAUCACUAGCCACUUUAAACAAUGCUACCUUAUAUAAUGUUACUUACCCUACAUUAUUCAUCUCAUAUGCAUACGUAUAUACUGUACUCUAUAUCAUCGACUGCAUCCUUAUGUAAUACAUGUAUCACUAACCACUUUAACUAUGCCACUUUGUUUACAUACUCAUCUCAUAUGUAUAUACUGUACUCGAUACCAUCUUGCCUAUGCUGCUCUGUACCAUCACUCAUUCAUAUAUAUAUAUAUAUAUAUAUAUAUAUAUAUAUAUAUAUAUCCUUAUGUACAUAUUCUUUAUCCCCUUACACUUACCCCUGACAGUAGUUUAGGAAUUGUUAGUUAGAUUACUUGUUGGUUAUUACUGCAUUGUCGGAACUAGAAGCACAAGCAUUUUGCUACACUCGCAUUAACAUCUGCUAACCAUGUGUAUGUGACAAAUAAGAUUUGAUUUGAAGAACAAAUUCUUAUUUUCAAGGACCAUAUCACCUCCACCCUACCUGACACCCUAGACCCACUCCAAUUUGCUUACCGCCCAAAUAGGUCCACAGACAAUGCAAUCUCAACCACACUGCACACUGCCCUAACCCAUCUGGACAAGAGGAAUACCUAUGUGAGAAUGCUGUUCAUCGACUACAGCUCGGCAUUCAACACCAUAGUACCCUCCAAGCUCGUCAUCAAGCUGUUCAGUGAUAUGUCAGCUUGGGGAUAUGAACUUGCAACCUUUCGGUUACUAGUCCAACGCUCCAACCACUAGGCUACCCUGCCGCCCCGAUGACUGAGUCGUGAGUUGAGGACCAAUGAAAUCCGAUACCUCUUGAACAAAGAUUGCGUCGUCAUCCCUUUCAUUUGAGGAAGACGAAUGAUUCAAUAUUUUUUUUUAAAUGCAAUAUUUUAAUUUGAUCAAAUGUUUUGUUUGUGUAAAAAAAAAAUAUUUACACAUUUAUUGAUGACAGAAUGCAUUUUAAGCCUCACUCGAUGUAACACUUUUGUAUAAUUUAAUAAAUAAAUAAAUAAAUAUUGAUAGGAGUGGGUAGAAAGUGCUUGUGCAUUCAUAAGCACAUUGAUAAGCACACCGAAGUCUGCAUUCAUGAGAAUUAAUAAAAUAAAGACGGUUCAUUUUGGAAAACCCUGAGUAGUUUUAGCUUGCUUCCUAGGAUACUCUUCUGCUCUUGAAAGGCCUGUGUGUUUGCGUCUGUUAACCGUCCUGUUUGUAAGUAGAAUCUGGGUCACGUUCAGAGGGUUGCAACGUACUGAAACAUUGCAAAUAGAAAUGUGAUCAUUAGAGCUGACGUUUUCUUACUCGUCAUGUCAAGAGGGUUGCAACGUACUGAAACAUUGCAAAUGGAAAUGUGAUCAUUAGAGCUGACGUUUCUUACUCGUCAUGUCAGAGUAUCUGAAGGCUCCAUAACAUUGUGCCCCACUGAACACAACUCAAGUGAUUUAGUGCUAGGCUUGGGACAAAAGUCUGCACACUGGCCUCUCCAGGACGAGGCAUGAAGAGCACAUGGUAGCCCAGUGAUUCACUCUGUAACAACUACGCCUUUACAUUGUCGUCGUCGUGACAAUCUUCCCCAUUAAUAUACCUGAUUGACAGAUUUUAGGGUGACUAAACCUUCGACACCUUAACUCCACCCCAUGGGGGUGGCCUAAACAAUCUCUCCACCUUAAGCACAACUGUUCGACAGCUCACACUAGCCAAUCUAACCUCAAACGAGACAUUGCCUGUAUAAACAUGUCCUAAGAGCUUCUCACUGUCUUAGAGGCAAGUGUUUAAUUUGAUUUUACUUUUAAGAUGAAUUUGUCCCCAGCAGCAUGUACUGUAUGUGUAUAAUGUUUAACAACACCUGUGGUUGAUUAUGAGAAGGUGAAGUGCGUUUGUUUUUCUUGAAACCUGUUUGUGUGUGAAUCUUUUAACAAGGCUUUUUUAAAUUCAAGUUAACAGCGAUUGGAGUCAUAUUUUGCCUUUGCUUCUGUUGCCAUCUCUACCAUUUAUGAAUGAACGCUUUUUGCAAUCCUAGCCUUUUUUUCUAGGUAUUCCUAAACUAAAUGGUUUGUUGCUUUUGAAGUUUUGUAUUAUGUUGUCUAUAGAGAGUUGUAGUGACUUUUGACCCCGUUUGCUUACAUUUCCCUUUUUUUAUUUCAGCUGAUGAGAAUGUUCAGUUUAAUUUUGUGUCAUAUGUUGAUUGAAUGUUACCUUUUGGAAUGUAACCACUUCUUUGCCAUUGUCAUCCAUAUUUAUUGACAUUUAUUUGAAUGUAAAGACAUGUUAUCCUGGGUUGUUUUGACGCCACUAUAGCUAACCUGUGUUUUGAUCUUCCUCUUGAUGCUCGUGAUAUUGUUUUAUGUUGAAGUAAAUGUAACUCCAGUACUUAGCUUUUCUGAAGCCUACAGUGUUUGAAGCCAGCUUGAAACUACCAAUGACAAGACAACUGGCACUAACUCCCAAGUACACUUGGUAAAUGAGCACUCAACAGAUAUUGUUUACUGGGACACCAUUUUAUGAAGGGUGUCUAAAUGUUUUGAAACAACUUGUGGCUUUUGUAAGCGUUUUUAUGUGACUGUACCUAAAGCACAGUGCAUACCUGUUUCCAUAAGAAUAAAGUUCACCUAUGCUGAC
Molecule: messenger RNA, 6775 nt
Organism: Oncorhynchus masou masou (cherry salmon)
Lineage: Eukaryota; Metazoa; Chordata; Actinopteri; Salmoniformes; Salmonidae
Product: claudin domain-containing protein 1-like
Exons: 5
Coding region: 498-1250 (250 amino acids)
Cellular component (GO): membrane
Source: RefSeq, a predicted model, not a curated record